Calliphora vicina (urban bluebottle blowfly) is the source of this 1202-nucleotide messenger RNA. It is a transcript of the gene Gr61a, whose product is annotated as Gustatory receptor 61a. Gene Ontology annotation, molecular function: sweet taste receptor activity. NCBI's taxonomy places the organism in Eukaryota, Metazoa, Arthropoda, Insecta, Diptera, Calliphoridae. Gene Ontology annotation, biological process: sensory perception of sweet taste; detection of chemical stimulus involved in sensory perception of taste. Gene Ontology annotation, cellular component: membrane. The transcript is spliced from 7 exons. The coding region runs from base 24 to 1181 and encodes 385 amino acids. The record is from RefSeq and is a predicted model, not a curated record.
UUCUUGCUCAUAUUUUUGGUGUAAUGCCGUUGGUGAAUGCAUGGGAAUACAAUCCAUAUCGUUUGAAAUUCAAUGUACCCUGCUGGGCCAUGACAACAACCGUAUUAUUUUUCAUAUUUGGCGGAUGGAAAACAAUGCAAUUUUCAGCACAAAUGUUUAAAAGUGGCAUAAAUGCAAAAAAUAUAGUUAGCAUUGUUUUCUUCUGCAUAAACUUCGUUAUUUGUAUAAAUUUUCUAAAUUUAGCAAGAAAUUGGCCACAAUUAAUACAAUAUUGGACACGCAUCGAUUUGCUGUUUCUAAUGCCUCCCUAUAAACCACCGAAAUGGCCAUUACGUAAACAAUUACGGACACUGCUAAUUGGUUUUUGGAUAACGGCUUUAGUGGAACAUUGUUUGUUUUAUGCUUCCGGUUAUUAUAAUUUUCGUAUGCGUCGCCUCUAUUGCCACCCCCAUGAUGUACACUACUCUUUUAAGGAUUACAUACAGAUGGAAUUGUUUUCGGAUAUCUUUACAUAUUAUCCCUAUAAUACGUUUGUGGCUGUUUAUGGAUUUGUAUUCAUUUUUAAACGGACUUUUACAUUUAUAUGGAAUUUUUUGGAUUUUUUUAUAAUGGCCAUAAGUUUGGGACUGGCAACACGUUUUCACCAAUUCAAUGCUCGUAUAGAAGUUUUGGCGGGUUGUUAUGUUCCAGAUGUUGUCUGGCAUAGUAUACGUCGAGAACACAUCAUACUGUGCGAAUUCAUGGAGCAUGUUAAUGAUCAAGUGUCGACAAUUGUAUUUCUAUCAUCGCUUAACAACAUGUAUUUCAUUUGUAAUAAUUUAUUAAACAUAUUUACUAAACUUCGUUUUGCCAUUAAUUAUGUGUACUUUUGGUUCUCCUUAAUAUUUCUGUUAAGUCGCACCUUUUGCGUUUUUAUGUUUGCUUCAGAAAUCCAUGAUGCCUCGGUGUUGCCUUUGAAGACUUUAUAUCUGGUACCCAGUGGUUGUUGGACCGUAGAGGUGCAACGUUUUACAGCGCAAAUUGUUAACGAGUUUAUCGGUUUGACAGGCAAACGUUUCUAUGUCGUGACGCGAAAGAACUUAUUUGGUAUGAUGGCUACAAUAAUAACAUAUGAAUUUAUGCUUUUGCAGUUCGAUCAGAAAAAUCUGGAAAUGGGUUUACCCGAUUUAUGUAGUAAAUAAAAAAUGAUUUAAAAAAUUAUA